AAAAUCCUAAGCUUCAGUAACUGUGAACGUCUCGUGGAGUUAACAACUAGGUCUAAAAUUAUCAGUAAAAAUUGUCUGUACUUGUAUAAAUUCCUAAUAUACAUUUGGAACAAAAUUAUCAUAACUUUUGCAAACAAUAUUUGUGCGGAACUCACGUGUGUGUAGUAGUAGUAAAACAUGCUUGGGGUUUCGCGACAGCUGUUCCGGAUCUGCAAGAGGUCUCCGGUGUGCCGUCGCCAUGUGGCCGAGAUGAUCCGCCGAUCCUAUGUCUCGCAGGCCAUCAACCAGAUGCUGUUGCUCCAGCAGAUGGAGAUGUGCGCUGAUCAGCCCUCUCGGGCCCUGGUCAUUGGCGUGUAUGCUGACGAGGAGGAUAAGAACGAUGCCGGUAUCCUGACGCCCGCCGGUUGGAAGUACAACCUUCAAAAGACCAACGGCAGGCUGAUCGAAGUGCUCCGGAUGUCUGGACCCAUGCCCCGAAGAGGUGAGGCGCGUCUGCUGUUCGCCAUCGAGCCGGAGCGCAUUCCCUACUACUCGGUGGUGGCCGUCGUCGGUCUAGGCAAGGAGUGCCUGGGAUACAACCCCUACGAGGUGCUCGACGAGCAGAAGGAGGCCAUCCGACGAUCGGUUGCCGCCGCCUGUCGCGUUCUCGCAGAACUGGAUACUGACCGGAUUGAGGUCGAGAACUGCGGCCACGCCGAAUCUGCGGCCGAAGGAGCUGCCCUUGGCAUCUGGCUAUACCAGGAGCUGCGUGACCCCAAGACUCGCAUCUUUGUCCCGGCCAUCGAUUUGUAUUCCACCAAGGACGAGAUCUGUGACAUUGAAGGCUGGCGCAUUGGGCUCCAAAAGGCAGCCGCGCAGAACCUGACCCGCCAGUUGCAAGAGAUGCCCUCCAACCUGCUCACUCCCACCGCCUUUGCCCAGAACGUCGUCGAGGUGCUCUGUAAAUCUGGAGUUAACGUAGAGGUCAAAGUGGAGGGCUGGGCGGAAAGCCAGUCCAUGCACGCCUUCCUGGCGGUGGGUAAGGCCUCCUGCGAGCCCCCAAUCUUCCUAGAGCUGAGCUACUACGGCACCUGUGCCGAGGAGCGACCCAUCGUGCUGGUUGGCCAGGGAAUUACCUACGACGCGGGUGGCCUUUGCCUCAAAAAGAAAGGAGAACUCUUCCACAUGCGCGGUGACAUGACCGGAGCGGCAGUGGUAGUGGCGACGUGUCGGGCGGUGGCUGGACUCAGGUUACCAGUUAACAUCCGAGGCCUAAUUCCUCUGUGCGAGAACGUUGUUGGCUGCAACUCCUUCAGGCCCGGCGAUAUGGUCAAGUCCAUGAACGGCAAGACUAUCGAGGUUCAGUGCACGGAUCACGAGGAUGUCCUCGUGUUGGCCGAUGCCCUGCUUUACGGACAGAACUUCUGUCCCAAGUGCAUCAUCGAUGUCGGGACCUGCUCGGGAUACAUGCGACAGUCUCUGGACGAGGCCGCCUGUGGUGUGUUCACCAACUCGGAAAUUCUGUGGCAGCAGAUCAAGCACGCGAGCAUGCACACUGGUGACCGGGUUUGGCGUUUCCCCCUGUGGAACUACUACAGCAAGGCGGUGCGAGCCGGACCACGCAGCGAUGUCCAGAACUACGGCGUUGGUCGGGGAGGACGUCCCUGCAAAGCUGCCGCCUUCCUGCGAGAGUUUGUGCCUUGCGGACAAUGGAUGCAUAUUGACGCCACCAAUGUAAUGGUCACCAACGGCAUAGACUUUGAGUACCUUCGUCGCGGCAUGGCUGGACGACCCACGCGGACCCUGGUCGAGUUCAUUGCGCAGACCAUCUGCAAGGACACAGCUCCCAAGAUGGGCAAAUAGUGUAAACAGAUGGGGAUUUCAGAGUGGCCCUUCCCCAAAAGCUACUAACACGUCCAAAAUUAUAGUAAAUCCUUAUGGAGUCGGUUUGUCCAGGUUCUUCAAAAUUGUACGCGAGAUUGUUUUUAGGGCCCAAAAAAAACUUCCUUGUUCGUUUACAGUAAUCCAAAUAUUAAAAUGAUAUACUAUA
Drosophila serrata is the source of this 2029-nucleotide messenger RNA. It is a transcript of the gene S-Lap1, whose product is annotated as Sperm-Leucylaminopeptidase 1. NCBI's taxonomy places the organism in Eukaryota, Metazoa, Arthropoda, Insecta, Diptera, Drosophilidae. Gene Ontology annotation, cellular component: cytoplasm. Gene Ontology annotation, biological process: proteolysis. The record is from RefSeq and is a predicted model, not a curated record. Gene Ontology annotation, molecular function: metalloaminopeptidase activity; manganese ion binding.